GAUGCCGAACCAAGCCGGAGCCCACCGACAACGACGUCACUAUAUCUCGUUCUUUCGUUUUUCGCCUGCUGCGUGCGAAGGAGAGAGGAAAAAACGGCUCUCAGCAAAGCAACAAGAAGGAAGAGCAAUGGCGACACUGGAUCGCCAAAUACCAAGUCCGGAUACCUUCCUUUGCGAGCCUUGGUCUUCCUUCGUCAGUGCGGCUAAAUUACGUUUUGUUGACAGUAAGUUCGCACGUCGGUAGCGUUGUUGUUUUUGCGGACAAACUGUCGGGAAGUGCGUGGUCUAACUGCCUGUGUUUGAGUUGAGUAAGCUCCUCCACCAUGCAGGGUCUGUCAAAGCGCAGCAAAGUAACUGUCAAAAAAUAUUACUACGAAAUGCAAUAUUAAUAGGUUGCUUUAACAGUCUUGCAAAAGCGCGUGUGCGAAGCUAACCGCAGAGUUUGUACCAUUGGCGCGUGCAGUAAUGAUAUCCUCAACUGUCCAGCUACUCGUCCUUGGAUAAGAGCGAGAAACAGCUUUACUGCCUCGCUGAAGCCGUGGGGCUCAGCAAAGAAGAGAUGCUUGUCUGCAGCCAGUUUCCAGCACCGGAGGAUUUUUGUCUUGCUGUCUGCCAUGUCUGCAAUCAGGUGGUCACUCCUCAUGGCAUCCUCACACACUAUGGUAGCUGGGGUAUAGUUUCCAUGUGAGACAAUCAGAGAGAGACAGACAGUCCUGGACCACACCCUCUCAUUCCCUCUCCGACUCUCCCACAAAGACAUGCAUAGCAAAAACCAGAAGCGUCACGGCUCCCCCGCCACCUCCAGGAGCCCCUUGGUCCCCAUGAAGCCCAAAGCACUUGCAGUGGCCCCCGCGGUGGCUCCCAGUCCUGGGGACACGCGGGCCUUCAGGGUCCCUAAAGAUUACCCUCACUCCUGCUUCAGCAAGGCGCCUCUUGCUGUCUAUCCACCAAAGGGGGCACGGAACAGGACGUGUGUAUCCCUUCCAGUCGUAAGCCUGGAGAAGAUGCCCUGUCUCAGCCGUGCCGACUCUACAUCACAUGUGCACCUCACCACCUCCUCUUCCUCCUCCGCCUCCUCCCUCAAACCUCAGUCCCUCACUCCCGCGGCCUCCCAACGAUCCAGCGACAAGCUCGUGAACGGCCGUGGCACCAGCGGGGCGUCCACACCGCGCUCCACCGCUUCGCCAUCAUCUCUGGACGGGCGGCCCAGUCCGGCACGCUCUCCACUUGACAGACGGCUGUCGUCUACACCUUCGCCUUCCCUGCUGGACCGGAAACCCUCCCCGUCCCCUUCCCCUACCCACCGAUCUGGCACUCUGCCACCCUCGUCGUCGUCGCCAUUGGGGAAGAAGCAGCAUAACGGGCCUAAGACUUCCUGCGGGUCACAAAAAAGACUCUCAGGGAGAGUGUUUGAUCCUAACAAGCAUUGUGGAGUCCAGGACCCCGAGACUAAGCGGCCCUGCACACGGUCCCUCACCUGCAAGACUCACUCCUUAACCCACCGCCGAAACGUCUCCGGCCGAAGCAAACAUUUCAACAUCCUCCUGGCCGAACACAAGGGGCGUGCAAAAUUAAAUGAAGGAGCGAAGGAGAAAGACAGGGACAGAUCGCAGGGAGGGAAGGAAGGCAGCAGCCAGAGUAUCAUGUCACAAGAGACCACAUGUCCCAGCAAGCCUCACUGCCCAAAUGGACGACCUCUGUCCAUGCUGAAGCUACGGCUGGCAAAUGCACACAUACCCAGGGUUCCUGGCUCCACCACCUCCACCUCCAGUCCUCCUCCCGCCCCAGCCCUUAACCCAGAGCAGUCUCCCCACAGUUGGGUGGCAGCAGCAGCAGACGGCGGUCGACUUUCCAGUGAUGAGGGAGACGCAGAGACUCUAGAGGACACUGACAGACCUGCCUUUCACUACUCCAAUCGCCACCCACAGCCUUUAGGGUUUUGCGUAUUCAGCAGCAGGCUCAUGGGACGGGGCCACUAUGUGUUUGACAGACGAUGGGACAGGAUGAGGCUGGCGCUCCAGAACAUGGUGGAGAAACACCUGAAUGCACAGAUGUGGAGGAAGGUGCCUCUGGCUGCUGAGAGCCUCCUCUCCCUCUCCUCCUCUGGUACCUCCCCCGUCACUUCCCAACAGACUCCCCCUCCCACCUCCUUCACUUCUCCUCCCCUCUCCUCCCCCUCCAACUCUCUUUCCUACACUGCCACAUUUCCUCAGUCUGCAUCCAUUGCCGGGGUGUUCAGCAUUCGAGACGCUCCGCAGCCCGUCGCCCCAGUUUCUGCACUGGGUAAAGCCCGUAACGGCACGCAUAAAGCCAGCCGCCCAUCCAAAGACAUGGUGGACUCUGUAGUGGGAUCUAAGAGGAGAAAAAACUCUUCCUACUCCUCCUUUUCUCCUUCUUCCUUGUUUCCGACUGUGGAUAAUCAAAAGAGGAACGGCAGCAGCUAUCAUCCAAGGUUACAAGGUUCAGGGGGGGCAGCAGCAACAGCAGCAACCCCAGCCAGGAAAAAGGGACUUGGGCACAGGGGAAGUAGGCUUUGGAGCAGCGGAGAAGACUGGCUGUCGAGAGCCGAUGGGUCUCAAAGCCACAACUCACAGAACAGUCGCGAACUCGGCACGACCAGUAUACCCUACUCACCCAACAGGGAGCCGGCCUCUGCCCCCCAUCAGCCCCUGGCUUCCCCCUCCGGACCCUUGGCUUUUAAAGAAGGAGCAGAGGGGAGGAAGAGGAGGAGUCCCAGCUCGUACACAGGGAAGGCCAGCAAGCUGAGCAGACCGGGCGGGUUGGAGAGCCUCUUUGGGAAUGGGAGCGACAGCGUGGGAAUACUGGCUUCGGGGCCAGAGUCCCCAAGACAUGCCAAGUUGCAUCACUGACAGAAACCUGUUUCAUGGACAGAAUGUUGGGCAGCUGUGCAGCCCACCACCGUUUGUGACCUUUGACCUCACCACUCUUCCGCUGACAGCACCAAUCAGACUGCUUUAUCCCGAUGGUUUCACCCCUAUUCAUCCAAUGACGGUUCAGUUCACCUGCUGUGACAUUGGGGAUCUGGACUCUUUGCCCACAGUUGGCUGGCAGUUACUUUCACUCUCCAACUUUAACCUUUGAUAAUGGAUGGCUCCAUCGCUGAUGGAAAACUGCUGUGCCCUGACUGUGGUCACAGUCUUUAAAGAACAAGAUGGUAGAUUCCAAAAAAUGCAUCCUCUGAAAAAGGGAAUAUGCCUCACGUUUUCAAGGCAUUGGUAAUAUAAUACCACCACUGUACAAUUUUGGGGGAGACCUUUUUUUUUUUUUUUUUAAACAAUCAGUUUAUUUUCUGGUUGUUUUAACCAUUUUCCUGAUUCCUGUGUCUGGUCAGUGACAAGGGAAGAGGUCUGUGAUUGUUAUUGUGAGUAAGAUGGUUGAAGGACCUACUGACACGACUACUGUAGGACUCAGCCUUCAUUUAUGCCACAUCAACACCCCCCACCCCACUUUUUUUCUCUUGAUUUUAGCUUUCCCUCUUCCUCAUAGAUGGAAGACAACAGCAGCUUUAACUUUUGGUUUUAUCCAGCUUUUUCCUCUCUUUCAAACUCUUUUUCUUUAUUUCUCUCCAUCUUUCUUUCCUACUUUUUGUCAACAUCUCUACAAUUCUCAUCUUCCCUUUAUCCCCCCCUCCCCUCUCUCCCUAUCCAUCCCAGCAUGCCUGUGUUCAAAGUGCACUUACAGCCCACGCUUCCCCCUUGCUUCCUUCUUCACUGACUCCAGCAGUGCCACACCAAGGACCUGUUCACACAAGGGAAGAAAAAAAGAUCUAUGUUACCAAUGAUGCCGAUGUAUUUCGAUAUAGGAUUUGAAGAUUGUUUGUUUUUUCUUAGUUCUGGUUUUAAAUGUUGAAAGAAACACAAACUCCUGUCUGUGCAUCAGGACUUGCAUCCAAAAAGGAAUGAUUACUACCAUGUUGGAUCGUUUUUUUUUAAAUCUUUUUUUAAUUUAUUUUAAUUUUUAUAAUUUAUCGUUUGUUUUCCUGUUGACCCUUGAGGUUUGAGCUAAAGAGACUUUUUGAGGAUAAGAGUAAUUUCUAUGGCAUUUUGAAGAAAUGUUGAAAGUAUUAUGAUAGUUCAUAUUGUUGAAAAUGUGUACAUAUCGAUUAUUAUUUUUGUAUUUAUUAAUAAUUGUCCCCUUUUACUAAAUAUGAGCUAAACAGAGUAUUUUUGCCCCCAUACCUAGGUCUGUGUUAAAUGAUAUUGAUGAGAUUGGCCUGAUUUCACAAAAUCUUCAAGGAAUUUGUUCAUUAGCAAGUUUUUAAAUUAUUACUAAUUAAUACACAAACACAGCAAAAUAUGAACUUUGACUGUGGCUGCUGUGUAUGCCAUUUCCAUUUCGCCGUGCAGACAGUUCACAUACCGUGGCCAAUUCUGAAAAAGAAUAUAUAUAUAUAUGUA
Perca flavescens (yellow perch) is the source of this 4418-nucleotide messenger RNA. RefSeq names its product ataxin 7-like 1 (gene atxn7l1). Bases 759 to 2870 code for a protein of 703 amino acids. The transcript has 13 exons. The record is from RefSeq and is a predicted model, not a curated record. Lineage: Eukaryota; Metazoa; Chordata; Actinopteri; Perciformes; Percidae.